Messenger RNA from Podospora pseudocomata, 321 nucleotides. RefSeq lists its product as uncharacterized. Lineage: Eukaryota; Fungi; Ascomycota; Sordariomycetes; Sordariales; Podosporaceae. The coding region runs from base 1 to 321 and encodes 106 amino acids. The transcript has 2 exons. The record is from RefSeq and is a predicted model, not a curated record.
AUGAAAACUACCUGGCUGUCUUUUGCUGCCUUUGCACAGGCUGCGAUGGCCAUGCCCGCCACCGAGGUUAAGCUUGAAGCCAAGGACAUCGAGUUCAAUACCACCGCCGCGGCCGAAGCUGCUCUCUUGGCCUGGGGUUGCGUCCACAACAAUGAUGCUGGCCGUUGGGAUGAUCCCAUGAAGCCUAGCGGCAGACUUGCUGAUCUUUGCAGCCGUGGUGGUGGAUGCCAUCAGGCAGCAAUCGGACGUAUGUGUGUCCAUGGUGACACGGGACAGUGUGGUUGCGCUGUUGCUAGCGCCGAGGAGUACGAAUCCUUGUAA